Molecule: messenger RNA, 2355 nt
Organism: Zootoca vivipara (common lizard)
Lineage: Eukaryota; Metazoa; Chordata; Lepidosauria; Squamata; Lacertidae
Gene: MFRP
Product: membrane frizzled-related protein
Molecular function (GO): protein binding
Source: RefSeq, a predicted model, not a curated record
GAGCUGCUGUGCAGCCGCGAACCGGAUGCCGCAAGAGGUCGGGGGAUGCAGCAGCCUAGGAAGGGCAGGGAUCCUGUCCACGUUCCCCACGCCUUCUCCCACAACCAUGAAGGACUACACAGAGGUCAUCUUCCAGCCGGAGGAACUGGAUCAGAGCAAGGAAAAUGCCAGCCCCCUGGCUCCACCUUUGCCGCGGUUCUUGCUAACAGAAUUCUCCAACCCCGUGUUUGAGGAGGAUGGCGAGGCACCAGCCCAGAGUCAGCCGGACGUUGAGAACAGAAACAGCACCAAACUCUCUGCCAACGGCUUUGCCCAACAGGUCCGGGACAUGGCAAGCAGGAAGUUCAAGCCAGACUGCAAGUUCUCCUGGCUCUGCGUGGCCAUUCUCAGCACGGUGCUUCUUCUCCUCCUGGCCUUAUUAGUGGGCAUCAUCAUCGCCUCCCAGCUGAAGUCCCACCAUCCCGUCAAACCCUCGCUCGGGGCUUCUCAUGCCCACACCAUCACCGCUACCUCAACUCCUAUCACCAGGACCUCACCAAGCCCCCAGCCCACAGGGACGCUAUCCCAGGGAGGAGAGUCGCCUGUUACCACAAUGCCAGCACCAUUAUGUGGAGGGAUCCUGCAUGGCCCCAAGGGCACCUUCACCUCCCCAAACUACCCAGCCCCCUACCCACCAAACAUCUUGUGCAAGUGGCACAUCCGGGUGACGGCAGGGAUGGCGAUCCAGCUGAAGGUGGAGGAGCUAGACAUUGAGAGUUCUGCCUCAUGCCUGUAUGACCGGCUGGAGAUAUUCAAGGAGCAGGACGCUUCCUCGUUGUGGGAUGGAAGUACCAGGUACUGUGGUUCCGUGGCACCGGCAACGAUCAACACCAACUCCAGCCAGCUUCAGGUCAUCUUUGUCUCAGAUGACAACAUUGCUCCCUCGGGCUUCACUGCCUGGUAUCGGGCCAUUCUGCCCAGUGAAAAGAACUGUUCCUGGGAUGAGUUUCUCUGUGACCAAGGGCUCUGCCUCCACUCGGCCUACGUGUGUGAUGGUUAUCACGACUGCCAUGACAAGAGAGAUGAAGCCAACUGUAGCACAAAGCACAAAGGUUGUGGGGGGACCCUCACCAGCAUGGAAGGGCAAUUAUUCUCCCCAAAUUACCCACAGCCAUACCCACAUCUGCAGCUCUGCCUCUGGCAUAUCUCAGUGCCCGUGGGCCACGUGGUGGACUUGCAUUUCCACAACUUCAGCCUCGAGUCCCAGGAGGAGUGCAACUAUGACUUUGUGGAGGUGUACGACAGCGCUGGGAUGGGAGCAACCAGCGUCAUGGGCAGGUUCUGCAGCUCUAACUUGCCCCCUGUCCUGACCUCCUCACAGCACGUCAUGACAGUCCUCUUUGUGGCGGACGAAGGAAUAGCUGACAACGGGUUCUUUGCCACUUACCAUGCCCACAACGCCACGGAAAAAACAUGCAGCCCCCUGGAUUUCUCCUGCAGAAAUGGCGAGUGCCUGUCUCAGGCAUUGGUGUGUGAUGGCUGGCACAACUGCCCAGAUGGGAGCGACGAAUUCAACUGCACCAGCCUCACCUAUGCAUCUUUCGAGCCGUCCUGUGAGCCGAUUGAGGUGGAGAUGUGUUUGGGUCUCAGUUACAAUGCCACCUCUUUCCCCAACAUCUGGCUGACCAUUAUGGAUCAGCAAGAGGCAGAAGAGCAUCUCGAAGACUAUAUGAUGCUGAAAGACUUCUCUUGCUACCCAUCUCUGCGCUUGCUCCUGUGCAGCCUCUUCGUACCCAAGUGCACCCCGGACGGGGGCAUCCUCCAGCCGUGCCGCUCUGUGUGCCUGGCAGCCGAGCAGAGCUGCCAGCAAUCCCUCAGCCUUCUGGGUCUCCCGUGGCCCCUGAACUGCAACGUCCUGCUAGAUUCCAACAACCCUUUGGAGUGUUUCCUGCCAUAAAAGGGGCUGCCCCGCUCCGUCCACAUCCUCUACUUCACCUGCUGUGUUGCUGAACGCUCCUCUCGUUGCCCAGCUUGGUGGGAGACCUUUUGGAGGCCGCCAGUUCCCGAGCGUAAGUUCCCCAUCAGAAGAAAUCCUCCACCAGAAGGCCUUGGGAUCUGAGCUACAAUGCUUUGUAGGCUACCCACUGACGAACGUCUCUCCAAGGAACCGGUGGAAUCUGAGCAACAGGAGGACAAUUUGCAGUUUGGGGGUUGAGUUUUUAGAUUGUAAGCACCUUGGGUAAGAGGCCUGUCCUCGUACCCUUCAUAAAGUUCUAUGCGCCUUGAUGGUGCCCAUAUAAAUAACUUGGAUAAUAACAUAUCAGAGGCUGCAGGGGGCUUCCAUCAUAAUUAGAGCUGCAAUAUUUAGCUGAUUGG